AUGGCUGCUUUCUGGGAGAUGAUGGAUGUUGAUGUCGAUGCUGGGCCAAGUACUGAACAUAUAAAAGCAGCAUUUGGGAGAUGCGAGGAGUGGUCUCGGGAAGAUCGCAUGCGGCUCGGAUACCUUGCCAUCUUCACUGGAUUCAUUGAAGGGAGAAAGUACUCAACCGCUACACGGGCUAGUCUUGCAAGGCUAGUGAUGGAUUUAGAAAUAUUUGAGAAUUAUCCUUGGGGGAGAGUGGCAUUUAAGGUGCUGAUGGAGUCUUUGAAGGGUGUAAAUUUGGAAUCAAAUUCAUACACUGUUGAUGGGUUUGUUCAAGUUCUCCAGGAGUGGGCGUACUUUGCUCUGCCAGAAUUUGGUGCUAAUUAUAGGCAUCCCCUACCAAACAGACCGUCUCCGCUGAUGCUGGCUUACAAUGGUGGCAAAGGACACAUAUUUUUUAAAGAGGCCAUUAGCAGACAUACUAGCGUGAUCAACUUCGUCCAGAAGGACUUUGCUGAGAUGUUUCCACGAUGGGACUUUGAUGUAGAGGACCCGACCGCGGAGAACAUAAUCAAAGUCAUGUUUAACGCGAAAGCUAAUUGGAACUGGACCAUGAAUUGCUGGGAAGUCACCGGUACUAAACCGAGAGUGAAGAAGGAAGAGAGUACAGCGGAGACAGAGAGUGGUGUGAAGGAGGAAAGUGCAGUACCUCGGAAGAAAGCUCGUAAAGCGGCUUCUGUUGAGGCUAGUAAAGUGCCUUCUGCUGAGGCACCUGCAGAGGCUCAUUUAGAGGCUUCUACGUCUGUUGGUGGGAUGACCAUGGAGCAGAUUGAAAAAAGCUUCAAGGGCAUAGCUGAUGUCAUGAGGGAUAGUUUGGGAUGUGCCUUAGGGAGAUCAAGUUGUUGGGGGAUAGGAUAG
Brassica oleracea var. oleracea is the source of this 900-nucleotide messenger RNA. RefSeq lists its product as uncharacterized. Bases 1 to 900 code for a protein of 299 amino acids. The transcript is spliced from 2 exons. NCBI's taxonomy places the organism in Eukaryota, Viridiplantae, Streptophyta, Magnoliopsida, Brassicales, Brassicaceae. The record is from RefSeq and is a predicted model, not a curated record.